AUGGAGAGGAGGAAGGAAAAGGAUGGGGCUGUGGCCCGGGGCGGGCUCACAGCCGGUGCACAGGCCUUCAGGGCCCUCCUUCCUGCCCACCUGCCCCACCAGGGUCCGCGCAUGACUCCCUGCACCCUCCGCCCCCACCCCACGCAGGCCCACCUUGCUCACCUCCAGAGGACCGGGAAGGGAUGCGUGGCCCUGGCUGCCCUGGAGCGAUCCUGCCGCCUGGUCCACCCGCCCUGUGAACGGUGA
Messenger RNA from Rangifer tarandus platyrhynchus (Svalbard reindeer), 246 nucleotides. NCBI's taxonomy places the organism in Eukaryota, Metazoa, Chordata, Mammalia, Artiodactyla, Cervidae. The record is from the annotation of a GenBank genome assembly.